AUGAUUCUUUAUGAUAACAAUUUAAGAAAAUCUCUUAUUAAUAAGGUUGUGGAUUAACUUCAUAAUGCAUAAAUAGAGGCUGAAAAGGUACAUUUAAUGAAAGAACUAUUUAGUUAGCAGAAAUGAAAAUAGAUUUCAAUUAAUUAAAUAAGAGAUUAAUAGAAUUUUCAUAAGAAGUAAUUGAAUUAUGGAGAAAGGGAUAUUCUCAGCGAGAGUAUUCAUUAUAUAAGGAGCGAUUACAAUAAUUGAUAGGAAUGCAUAAAAAUUCAUUAUCAAAAAUAAGUGAUUAAUCAAGAUCAAAAAAUACAAUUAAGAAAUUAAGUAAAUAGUCUAGUGAGAAUGAAUGUAGUAUUUAAACUAAAGUUAAAUUUCAACAUGAUUAGGCUUUAAUUCCUUAAUAAAUAUAAAUAUUAAAAGAGGAUGAUUUUUCAGAUAUUUCAUUUGCCUCUUUGACAAGUAGUAAUUCUGAAACAAUAUAAGAAAUUAUUGAACAUUCAGAAAAAAAUACUUAAGGAUUUUGUUAAGUUCAUAAUUGUAGAGAAUUAAAAAUCAUUCGUGAAAUAUAUAGAUAAAAAAUAGAUAUAAAUGAAUUAUAGUUAGCAUUAGAAGAGAUUAUUUCAUUAAAAUCAUAAAUUAGAAUGAAAUUAUAGAAGGAGAAUUAAAAGAUUUAAGUUAUGCAUGAAAGACUUAUUGAAGGAUAAAAUAAACUAAAAAGAAUGGAAGAAUUUGAAAAAGAAUAAUUAGAAAUGAUUAAAUAAAAAAGAAUGUCAUUAAAUCUAGAAUGA
Molecule: messenger RNA, 785 nt
Organism: Paramecium pentaurelia
Lineage: Eukaryota; Ciliophora; Oligohymenophorea; Peniculida; Parameciidae
Source: the annotation of a GenBank genome assembly